Molecule: messenger RNA, 618 nt
Organism: Pyricularia oryzae 70-15
Lineage: Eukaryota; Fungi; Ascomycota; Sordariomycetes; Magnaporthales; Pyriculariaceae
Product: UVI-1
Exons: 2
Coding region: 1-618 (205 amino acids)
Source: RefSeq, a predicted model, not a curated record
AUGCAGUUCUCCAUCACCAAGCUCGCAGUCGCCGCUCUGGCCGUUGGUUCCAACGUCGUCCAGGCCGCCCUCACCCCGGCCCAGAUCAUCUCAAACAUUCAGAUGCUCACCGCCAAGUCGCAGGCCAUCCAGGCUCCCGCCCAGUCCAUCACCAUCCUCAACGGGCCUCUCAUCGUCAUCGGCCAGGGUCCUUUCCCGCAAAUCAUUGCUGGCUUCACCGACAUCAUCUCCACCACCACUACCGCCAUUGCACAGAUGCAGGGCACCAAUCCCGUCCCCGCCGGCGCCGAUGCCGAUGCCAUCUUCAAUGCAUUCCGCGAGUUUGUCCGCGUGCACCAGGCCCUGCUCAACAUCCUGAUCGGCAAGGCUGGCCUUUUCAACACCGUGCCCAUCAUUGGACAGCCUGUGGCUGCUGUCCUUCGCCAGCUUGAGAGCGUUGUCGACACUAUUGCCUUUGGCCUCAUCGACCUCGUCCAGAGCCGCGCCUCGGACCUCACGACCCAGGCCAACCAGCUCGGCGGCACCAUCGAAGUCUGCAUCCAGUCGUACGAGGGCCUUGGUGUCACCAAGCGCGAGCUGAGCAACAGCGCCAAGUUCCGCGCCGCCCUCCGUGUCUAG